AUCAAGUCGACGGCGCACCCCAGACAUCACUUUUGCUCGAUGUUGUAGUCUCAAAUGUCUCAUUUCUGGAAUGCGUAAGAUAGGUGUUUGCGAUUGUAAAUUGUACUGGUCUUCGUUUUUGCCAUAAGUCGAGUUGAUGAUGCGUGGAGCGGAACAGUAAUGGGAACUACAAGCAAGUCUGUUUACCGAAACAGGCGUCUUCAUCAGAGUCGAAUUCUUUCUGCCUUGUUUAACCAUAUACUCCAGAAGUGCAACAAUCAGUAUAGUCAGUGCAAGGAAACAGACUAUUUUCAAAGAUAGCAACGAAAUGUAUCCGAACAUGUUUACGCUUUGAAGUUCCAAAAGUGAAUGAUGCUUAGUACCAAAUAGUUCGUCCUUUUAUAUUAUAUUCAGUACUUAAGUGUGAAGAAGAACAAGUGCACACAUUAGAAAAACUGGGUACUUUAAAAAUAAAAUAUGGCAACACCACGGAAAUAAAUUUUCAAAUUAAAGAUCCAAGUAUCAAGUUGUUACAAGCUCAGCUCGAAGCCUUGCAAGCUGAACAAAUUAAAAUGUUUACCGAACUCAACGCAAAAAUUGACAAAAUAUCUACUAUCAACUUUGAAAAGACCAAUUUUGCCAGCAGCUGUGCGGAAGCAACUGCACUGAGUCGUCGGAGUGGCGUCUAUCAAAUCCGAAUACCCGAUUACAGUCCAUAUCCGUUUAUGGUCAGCUGUGAUGAGGAUUCCAACGGCGGAGGAUGGACAAUUGUGUUGCGACGUGAGGACGGAAGUGUCAACUUUUAUAGGAACUGGAAGGACUAUAAGCAAGGAUUUGGAAAUAUGAACGGCGAAUUCUUCAUAGGCUUGGAAAAAUUGCAUAUGCUGACUAAAGAACAGGAUCAAGAAUUGCUUUUUCUUAUGGAGAAUUCGAAGGGCGAAACAAAGUUUGCAAAAUAUGAUCAAUUUGCGAUUGGUAGCGAGAAGAACUUGUAUGCUUUACAAACAUUGGGCGAAUAUUCUGGUGAUGCUGGUGACUCUUUCUCAGGGCAGAUGAGUUACAAAUUUUCAGCUCGGGAUCGAGAUAACGAUGUAUAUACUGGAAAUUGUGCUCUUGAGUAUCGAGGUGGCUGGUGGUACAAUAAAUGUCAUGGCAGUAAUCUAAUGGGCAUAUAUAAUGAGACGACCUAUGGAAAAGGAGUUAUGUGGAACACAUUUUCGGGCUUACAUGAUUCAUUAAAAAUGGCCAAAAUGAUGAUUAGGCCGCGGAGAUAAUAAUAAAAGUCAAUUGAGGUCAAAUCAAUAUAUUAUUAAAUAAAUGGAUUGCAUUUACUGUUUCUGUAUUAUAUAUGGAACAUCAAUCAACAACACUGUUU
This is a messenger RNA of Drosophila sulfurigaster albostrigata, 1354 nucleotides long. Its product is annotated as fibrinogen-like protein 1. The transcript is spliced from 4 exons. The record is from RefSeq and is a predicted model, not a curated record. The coding region runs from base 552 to 1253 and encodes 233 amino acids. NCBI's taxonomy places the organism in Eukaryota, Metazoa, Arthropoda, Insecta, Diptera, Drosophilidae.